AUGUCCAACCCAGUGCUUUCACCGGUUGAUAAUAGUGUUGAAGAUGUGUCUAUCCAGGACAGACCUCGGAUUGGCAUGACUUUUGAAUCUGAAAAUGCUGCAUAUGAGUUUUAUAAUCAGUAUGGUAGAAAGGUUGGUUUUAGUAUUAGGAGAGAUCAUGCACAUAGGAGCAAGCAAGAUCCGACAAUCAUUAAACAUGGACAUCGAAAAAAGGACAAGAGAGAUAUGUUCACGAAGGAACCUCGUGCAGAAAGCAGAACUGAUUGUCUUGCAAGAUUGUGUAUAUCUAGGUUGAAAGAUGAUCAAUAUGAAUGUAAAAAUUUUUUUGAUGAUCACAAUCAUGAUUUGCAUACACCAGCAACUGUUUAUUUGAUGCGGUCUCAACGCCAAGUCUCAAAUAUAGUUGCCCAUGGAAUAGAUUUGGCUAAUGAUUCCAGUAUCAAGCCCAAGGCCACUUUUGACUUGAUGGGCAUGCAAAUAACAAACAUAUUUUGGGCAGAUCCGAGGAUGCUCAUUGACUAUGCACUGUUUGGUGAUGUUGUUAUCUUUGACACUACGUUUUGCACAAACAAGGAGUACAGACCUUUUGGAGUUUUUGCAGGAUUCAACCAUCAUAGGGGUGUGACCAUUGCACUAUUGUAUGAUGAGACAGUUCCUUCCUUUAAAUGGUUGUUUGAGACAUUCUUGGAGGCUCAUGGACAGAAGAAGCCCAAAACCAUUUUUACUGAUCAAGAUGCUGCAAUAGCAAGGGCAAUAGGCGAGGAUUUGAAUAAAUGCAUAUUCCAAUAUGAAAAUGAAGAGGAAUUUGAGAAUGCAUGGAACAUUUUGCUGGAUGAUUACCAACUUGAGAAUAAUUCAUGCACACAACUCAGUGAAAGUAUUAACAGUGAUUUGAAAGAUUAUUUGAGACCCACAUUGAAUCUUGUAUGGUUUUUUAAGCAAUUUGAACGGAUUAUUGAGGAUAAACAUGCUAAUGAAUUGAAGGCUGACUUUGAAGCAAGAAAUACACUUCCUAGGACCAUGGGUUGCAACGCACCAAUGCUGAGACAAGCAGGAAGAGUUUAUACCCCUUACAUAUUUAAUGAAUUUAGGAAGGAGCAUGACAUGUUUCUUGCUUGCUCUGUAAAAUAUCGUACUUUAAAUGAUGUCUUCCACCAAUACUUUAUUGGAAUGGUUGAUGAGGAAGGUGACUUUAUGGAAGGAGAACAUGCAGUCUUGUACAAGAUACAUGAGCAGGCUUUAGAAUGUAAUUGCAGGAAAUUUGAGACAUAUGGCAUCCUAUGUUGCCAUGUCUUAAAAGUUUUAGAUGUGCUCGAGAUAAAGUGUAUUCCUGAAAAAUACAUUUUGAGGAGAUGGAUACUAGCAGCAAAAGACAUUUUGGUGGAGGACAGUAAGGGGAAAGAAGGGAUGGAAGAUGUCCAGCUGAGUCGUGAUGAGCACAUUUAUGUGUGA
This is a messenger RNA of Telopea speciosissima, 1452 nucleotides long. RefSeq names its product protein FAR1-RELATED SEQUENCE 5-like. The record is from RefSeq and is a predicted model, not a curated record. The transcript has 4 exons. Bases 1 to 1452 code for a protein of 483 amino acids. NCBI's taxonomy places the organism in Eukaryota, Viridiplantae, Streptophyta, Magnoliopsida, Proteales, Proteaceae. Gene Ontology annotation, molecular function: zinc ion binding. Gene Ontology annotation, biological process: regulation of DNA-templated transcription.